AUGCAAAUGUCCAAAACAGGUGGCAACCUAGAACCACACUCCACCGAGUCAGAGUUUCCAUAUCCCCUACUUAAAGGUUCAUGCUCCAGAAAACUUUCUUCAAAGGAUCCUUCGUAGAGUACUCGAUCGUUCGGUAUUUUAUUAUGGCUGAGGAAAAACAAGGACAAGGGACUAAUCCUCCUCAAGAACAACCCAAUGAGCCCUUGCCAAGGGACUACAACCAGCUCUUGGGGACAAACAAUCCUACCAAAACAAGUUGGCCAGAGCUGGUUGGUGUCACUGCUGAAGAAGCAGAGAAGAAGAUAAAGGAGGAGAUGGGUGGAGCUGAAAUUCAAGUGGUGCCUCCAGGCUAUUUUGUCACUGCAGAUUUCAAGCCCAAAAGAGUUCGAUUGUAUGUGGAUGAAUCUAACAAAGUCACCAGGGCUCCGGGAAUUGGCUAAUCCAUCUACCCAAAAUACUAUCAUUUAGUAAUUUCAUAUUUCUUUGUUUUGGCCGAGACAAUAGCGGCAUUUGAAUUUUGCAUUCCCAAAUUUGUAUCUUCCCUUCUCAUUGCAUUUUGAAAUGUUCAUUCUAAGAUAAAUAUCUGUGUUUCGAAAUGAACUUUUCAAAAUUUCAAAAUAUAACGAGAUGUUAGAUUCAAUAGUGGAAGUAGGAAAACAAAUGCCUGCAAUAGCAGUGUAUUAUGGUUUGACUAGAAUCUUAGGCUAUAGGUUUAAUUAAUCUUCCUCAGUAAGUGGAUUAUGUUAUCUGUAAACCAAUAAGGAUUCUUUAAGAAAAUUUGUUCCUUCUAUUGUAAAA
Messenger RNA from Glycine soja, 798 nucleotides. RefSeq names its product subtilisin inhibitor CLSI-I-like. The record is from RefSeq and is a predicted model, not a curated record. The transcript is spliced from 2 exons. The coding region runs from base 81 to 440 and encodes 119 amino acids. NCBI's taxonomy places the organism in Eukaryota, Viridiplantae, Streptophyta, Magnoliopsida, Fabales, Fabaceae. Gene Ontology annotation, molecular function: serine-type endopeptidase inhibitor activity. Gene Ontology annotation, biological process: response to wounding.